This is a messenger RNA of Solea solea (common sole), 1911 nucleotides long. RefSeq lists its product as uncharacterized. Bases 389 to 1486 code for a protein of 365 amino acids. NCBI's taxonomy places the organism in Eukaryota, Metazoa, Chordata, Actinopteri, Pleuronectiformes, Soleidae. The transcript has a single exon. The record is from RefSeq and is a predicted model, not a curated record.
CACAUUCCGUUUAAUGUUUUUUUUUAAGAAAUCUUUUGACCACAACUGUGUUGUCAUCAGGUCACGCUGAAUGAGACACUGACUUAUGUACAUCAGCCAUAUAUUUCUAAAGACAUAUUCCUGUGAGUGUAACAGCGAUGGAAAAUGUUAGUUUACACAUGACGUUUAUCAACUUCAGGGAACUGAAAGUAGACUCUUGGUUAAUAGCGUUUCCUUCCUCCUGAGGCUUUACUUCUCUUGAUGGGCAUGAAGUUUAUUAUUGGAGUGGCAGUUGUGGGUGAAGUUGCAAACGUGAGGUCUAAUCUUGAUAGGGUCUGCUUCUCGAUCACUGCCUAAAUAGAUUAGUGUUAAAAUUCAGACAAGACAUUCCAGUCUCUCCUCUUAUAUAAUGGCGUGUUUUGCUGCCACACUUGGUAUCGUUAUUCUUUCAGGACACAUCAAGCUCUCCGCAGCAAACAAGGAAGCCUGCGACCUCUAUGCUGCAGUUGGACAGAGUCGGACUCUGCCUCUCGUCUACAAGGGACUGACAAACAAACACAUCCUGAGGUGGACUCACAAUAAGACAAUAAUCUUCUACAGAGAGAAAGGCAGAGUGUCUGUUGGAAAGACAGGGGACGUUUCUGCAACCGGAGAUCUUCAGUUAAAGGCCGUACAGUUCUCGAGUGCAGGAGAUUACCAAGCACAUCUACUGCAUCCAAAUGGUACUUUUGCCCAAUCGUGGAUCGUCCGUCUCUGUGUCCUGAACAAGGUAUCAAAACCUAAACUCACUUAUGUCUGUGACUUCAAGUCCGGUGCUGUUAAUCUAAACUGCAAUGUAGCCAAACCCCAGGGUUUGUUGUUCUCAUGGACACUUGAUGACAAGACACUGCAAGGUGAAGAAAGACAAACUUUGAGUAUAUCACUGGCUCACUUGAAAGGAGUGAGGAACUUCACAUGCAGUGUGGCAAACAAUGUCAGCAAAGAGAGGAGUGAUACUGUUUGUCCAGCCUGUAAAAGUCCAUCACCAUCUCCACAAUCAAAGGAGCUCUGUUUUAAACCUGCGACUGUUGUGCUAGCCUUAGCAGGAGGAUUGACUCUGAUUGUGCUUUUGCUCAUCAUCACCAUCACAUUAUGUUGCUGCCACAGACGUAAUAAAACACAAAAGACACUCACAGGAAAAGGUGACGUCAGAAUGCUUUCUCUAAACAAGCGAGGGUCAGGGUCCAUCAGCCCCGACUAUGAGACGAUGCACCCGACUGAGAACACUACUCUUCCAAGCCAUCAGCCUUCACUGAAAGCCUGUUACCAGGAAGUGUCUCAGCCUGACGCUCAGAGUGGAGGCACACCUCUGGAUCUGCCCACAGCUGCUGAGACAAAACAACCUUCGCCUGACGCUCAGAGUGGAGGCACACCUCUGGAUCUGCCCACAGCUGCUGAGACAAAACAACCUUCGCCUGUGCCCAAACCAAGGACCAAGAGUCCACAUCAAACAGCUAAAUUAACCUGAAACAUGGACCUGUUAUUGUGACCCAAUACAACUGAACCAAUAUCAAGAAACUUUAUUCUACAUUUUUAAUCAAUGUCAUUUUAUCACUGUAAAAAUGCAAUAUGUAAGGUAUAGUGACAAUGUAAAUCUUUAAAUGUGAUGUGACUUAUCUAAUAUGCUGUGGAAGUGAUAUUCUUUAACCAUGUCUGUGCAACUGGCUUAAGAAUAAGCAUUUCAUUUGUGUUUUAAUACUCCUUUGUUUGGUCGACUAAAAAUAGUGUUCGGGCUGUGUAGAUAGUAACAUAUCAGAGAGAAACGGUGUGUUGAUAGUUUUGAAACAGCAUUUACAGCAUUCACAAAUGUAUGUCCUUAUCUCGUCGGAAUUUUAUUUCCUAAUAUCACCGUAAAUAAGUUGGUGAUAAUAAAUAAAGUUGCAAAGAAUGAUC